AGGCCAACAAGCAGCAAGCGCGUUCAAGCACAACAGUAGUGGACUCUGUGGUGAGCAGCGAUGCCGGCUCUGGACAUUGUGGUGCUGGACGUCAUCUAUGGGGCUCUGGUGCUAGCUAUCCUCGGCCAAGGCGCACGCAUCAUGUACUACAGACACCGCAAGCUCUCGUUCCAGGUCGGCUUCCUCCUCCUCGCCGGCUGCUGGGCCUCGCUCCGGUUUAUCUUCUUCACCGCCUUCCUCGCACGCUCAGGCAACCUCUCGCAGGCAUUCACCGCCAUCAUCUACUGGGGUCCGCCCAAUUUUGAGUUUGCUACCGUCUCGCUCAUUGUCCUCCACUACGCCAUCAACAUUACCCACGGCCUGCGGAGACAGAACGCACGCGCUAUCGUCCGCAGAUACAAGGUCAUGUACACAGCCGCCAACACGGUGCUGUUUAUCCUUGCCGUGGCAUGGAUCAUCAUCUCACUCACUUCAGAGUUCUCGACAUCUCAACUCCUGACUGGCCGGCUCGUCUUUACCGCCGUCGCCAUGUGCUCGCUUGUCCUGGUUCUUGCCGUCUUCUCGUGGAAGUUCUUCAAGCUCCUCCGCGAUCCAUCGGUUGUGCUCCCGUACCAGCAGCGGAUGUCGGCGUCCAAGGCACACAUGAGCCUCAUGGUUGUUGUCCUGCUUGUGCUCUUUGUGACUCGCGUUGUCUACGACAUUCUCUCGGCCUUGCACGUCGUCAUCAUCCAGUUCAACUCAGAGACGACCGACGGCGAGUCCCUGGUAGCCGUUGGUGCCUUUUUGGCGUGGGAAGUGGUGCCUAUUGCCAUUGUGCUCAUGCUCUUCCGGCACAUCCCCAAGCCUGCGCCGGCGCUCAAGCUCACCGAGCACAUGCAGGCGAUGGCCUCGCGGAUCGGCCCGGCAUCGACACCGCCCGCCACCUCGCCCAUCUCGGUCUCGGUCAACCACGAGCGCCAGGCCCAUCCGUCAGAGUCGUCGCCGCUGUUGGCAGGCUCGGCGGCGUCACCGUACAACAGCGCCAGCCACGGACCAUCGACCCUGGCUGCUCCGCGUGCCAGCCCCUCGGCUGGCCUCUCGCCAGGCGUGGCGUCGUCUGGCGGCUCGUUCCUCGCAGUCUCGCCCGACCCAGUCCCCAUCGUCCAGCCAAACUCGGCCAUGUCGGCAGCUCUUGCCGGCCCGGUCAGCUCGCCACAGCUGCCUGCAAAUAAUGCAGCCGCUUCGCCCUCCGCUGUCGCCGCCUCGGCUGCUUCCUACACCAUGGCCCGCUCCUCGGACCGAGCUCUGUUUGGUAACCCGAUGCGCUACGACUCGGACGUCGAGGACCACGGUACUGCUGCUGUGGCCUCGAGCAUUGGUUCGACCAACGCGCUUGGCACCUCGAUUCCCGACGGCGGCACCAAGCCAUCGUCGCUCUCGCUCUUCUACGGCCCAGGCUCGGUCACCCCGACACGUCCGUACAUGAUGCUGCACUCUUCAACCUCCCCGCUCUACCCGCCGUCACAGACUACCAACGCCCCGGCACUGUAUCCACCGUCGCUGUAUCCUAAUCCAGCACCACCAGCAUCGUCUGCCACAGCACAACAGCAGCAACAGCAGCAGCAACAACAGCAGCAGCAGCUGCAGCAGCAGCAAUAGUCAUGCCGCAAGGAGAGUCGAUUUAUCGGGACAAGUAGCGUGCUAGCGCUGGCUUCACUCCCACUUCUUCUUGAUCUGGAACGCCCACUCCCACUCGAGGUGGACCUGCUUGUCGUCGUCCAUAAACUUGGAGUACGCCUUGUACUUGCCGCGAGCAAGCAUGCCCGACGGGGCGGUCUCAGUCGGGAACUCAAACUCGAUGACCUC
Messenger RNA from Thecamonas trahens ATCC 50062, 1845 nucleotides. RefSeq lists its product as uncharacterized. Gene Ontology annotation, cellular component: lysosomal membrane. NCBI's taxonomy places the organism in Eukaryota, Apusomonadida, Apusomonadidae. Gene Ontology annotation, biological process: positive regulation of TORC1 signaling. The transcript has 2 exons. The record is from RefSeq and is a predicted model, not a curated record. The coding region runs from base 61 to 1638 and encodes 525 amino acids.